AUGGUAUAUAACCAGAUACAGCAGGGCCCAUCCUCAGCUCUACUCGCUGCAGUAAGCGCUAUAGCUACACAUUAUGUGGAAGAAAAGCCCGGACUACGACUCUCUCUCAACUCGCGAUAUCCAGACAUCUCACACGCGCCAAAUCAUUUCUACAAGCUGGCUUGCACAAUAACCAAGGAGCAGCUGGAUCAAUGUGGUGACGGCAAGCCUCCCCUCGCACUUCUUCAAGCGCUCAUUCUUAUCACGUUUUAUGAGAUGAUCGUUAGUGCGCGAGGAAGAGCAUGGAGAUCCCUCGGUACCUGCGUCCGCGUUGCACACGAGCUGAAUCUGCAUUUGACAGAUUCACUGCUUCAAGGAAAAUCAAAACUGGAGGAGAACACCUGGACCGAGUCGUGGUCGCGCAAGGAGGAACAACGAAGAGCCUGGUGGCUUCUUUGGGAACUGGACGUCUUUGCUUCGACUGUUCGUAGACGCCCAGCGUCCAUACACGAUGGAGAAUAUGCUGUACUCCUCCCAGUGAAUGAAAAGUCGUGGUAUGAAGGACACUACCAGUCAAGCUGUUUCUUGGACCCUGAUCCUCUUCAUCGAACUCGGAAGUUACUCGAAAGUGGAAACACUAAUGGGAAGGCUUGGUAUAUUGUGAUCAACUCGCUGCUUCGCGAUGCGCAUACAACUGCCAAUCCAACCUCCCACUGCGACCGCGAACGACCCAGGCUGGAUGACUCACCUUUGCUGGAUUCGGGCCGUGGCAACCCCGUGGACGAACGGAAACUCGCGGUUCUAGACGAUUUUAUUUUGUACUUCAAAACCACGCUGCCGACGGAGCUCUCAUAUCAGGGCAAGUACUUGUCAUUUUGCCUCUCUGGCGAUUCAUACGGCGAACCGACGGCGAUUGAAGACUGCGACAAGCAACUUAUUCACGCCAUGAUUCAUCUGGGUAGACUCAUGAUUUUACAUCACUACUGCAUCCGAAACACUGGUUCUUCGGUCCUCAAAGGCAAGAAACUGUCGGCGUAUCUGUCGCUCAGUGGUCCUUCGGUGACGCAGAAACUUCGAGCGAUACUGGGCUUCACGGAAGAUCAAACAGCCUGGGGAAAAUAUCUCGAGGCUGCUGAGGAGAUCAUACGCGUCGUCCGAAAAGCUUCACCCAACCACAUCGGAUACGGCCAUCCACUCCUUGCAUCUACGUUCUGGAUCGCAGCAGCCACCCAGUUAUUUAAGAAGGCGUUCGCGCAAGAUGAAGCGGAACGAGAUCUAGCUCAGUCCAACUUCGACCUCCUGAGGCUCACUCUGGACCAUAGCCACAAGUUCUGGACGACGUCCGAGUUGAUGGUGAAAAACAUAGACACCCUGGCUUCGCGGCUUGGUGAGCUUCGAGCGAGAUUGGUUGAAUCUCAAGGCGAUGGAGCAGACGUUCUUGGCUGUCUUGACGGGGCUGAUCUUUGCAGCCUUGACGCGAGUCCGUUCGAUGAUCCGAAUGGUGUUGAGCAGGAGAGGGCUAUCCGACGUGAUGGCGCUUCCGUCACCACCACGACUGGUCUUGGGAACUUGUCAAUGCCAAAUAACAUUGACUACACCCAAACAUGCACAAACCAAAUACCUACCACAACCACAGUUUCGGACGACAAGCCCAGCGAGCUUGAACUACAGGCUUUCAUGCAUGAUUUCUGCGGCGACAACUGGGACUUUUGGGGUCAAGAUCUAGCCGACUUGUUUCCUGAUUGCUCUCAGACAUGA
Fonsecaea pedrosoi CBS 271.37 is the source of this 1737-nucleotide messenger RNA. RefSeq lists its product as uncharacterized. Bases 1 to 1737 code for a protein of 578 amino acids. Lineage: Eukaryota; Fungi; Ascomycota; Eurotiomycetes; Chaetothyriales; Herpotrichiellaceae. Gene Ontology annotation, biological process: DNA-templated transcription. The transcript has a single exon. Gene Ontology annotation, molecular function: DNA binding; zinc ion binding. Gene Ontology annotation, cellular component: nucleus. The record is from RefSeq and is a predicted model, not a curated record.